Messenger RNA from Perkinsus marinus ATCC 50983, 2314 nucleotides. RefSeq names its product zinc finger protein DHHC domain containing protein, putative. The transcript has 17 exons. The record is from RefSeq and is a predicted model, not a curated record. Gene Ontology annotation, biological process: protein palmitoylation. The coding region runs from base 1 to 2226 and encodes 741 amino acids. Gene Ontology annotation, cellular component: Golgi membrane. NCBI's taxonomy places the organism in Eukaryota, Perkinsozoa, Perkinsida, Perkinsidae. Gene Ontology annotation, molecular function: palmitoyltransferase activity; protein binding.
AUGGAUGACGGAUCGUCGCUAGGAAGUGGUGAAAGUGCGGUACUGCCACCGCUGCCUUCUAAGCCUAGAGAAGAGGCAAACCAGCCUACGAAGUCCUCAUCAGCAGCGCCACUAAAAGGAGAAGUCGGUGAGGCGGUGAACUCUGCUGCUGCUGAAGAUGAGGUCAUCUUCGUACCGUCUGAGAGCGUUCACGUCAUUGACUCUGAACACGCUGAUCCCGGGCUGAAAACAGCGAUCGCCACUGCAGUGCCCGUGAAGGAGGUAUCAGAGCACGAUCGCCUUUUUUACUUGGCACGGACAUCCUGCUUCAGAGAGAUAAUGGGCAUGCCUCUAUGGACGGAGGAUCCACAUAAGAUCCUCACGGCUCGAGAUGACGAAGGCCACUCGCUGUUGCACUGGGCUGCUCUGGUGGACGACUUUGGUUUUAUCGAAGCGUUUUGUAACCUACCAGACUUCGACAGUGUUAUCGGUCCGGAUCCUAAGGCUAGUAACUUACAAACACCCCUCAUGUGGGCGAUAAUAAAGGGCAACCUCAGGAGUAUGGCCUCCCUCUACGGUAGAGGCGCCUCUCUGGCUGCCGUUGAUUCCCUCAAGGCAAAUGGCAUCAUCUUGGCGUCUCAGCAUAACCAGCUAUUAGCAUUACUACUCCUUCAUUAUUGGUGCCAACAACAGGGCGAUAUGAGCCCUCUUUUCGACCAGCGUGAUCAGCUCGGGUGCUCAGCUGCUCACUGGGCGGCUUAUAAGGGGUAUGUAAAUAUCCUGCGCUACCUGGACUACUUUGGUUUGCUACUUGAUGAACAGGAUAACGAGGGGAAGACGCCUUUGCAUAGAGCAGCUAUCUCUCAGUGGCCUGAGGCAUGUGAUUUCCUCAUAGGAAAAGGGUGCAAUCCUCUUGCCCGAGACAACAAUGAUGAAACACCUCUAGAUAUCGCGAGGAAGCAUAAAAAUAAUUUCCUGGCGAAUUCUCUAUUGAAAUCUAUCGUCAAGCAUAAGAGUAAGCAGAGACGAGGAUACCGACAAUUAGAAGAGGCCAACGAACUAACCAUCAGAGGGAGUAGCUCGAGCUCCUCUGCCCCUUCAUGCGCCGUGCCUCAGGAGGAGGUUGUACAGAACGGUAUGGAGGAGGGCCGCCGCUCGCAGGCGCCUACUACUACUGCUAUGGAUAGUGAGCUCAUCACUAAGGAAGUGAAAGUGCCGUGGUGGAUGUCAUUACUUGGUGACAAACAGUCCUUAUGGGUAUUCCCCGGCUUCUAUCUGCUGGUUGCUCUCCUGCUCAUCUCGUCCUUCUUCCUGGAUAUUCGUCCGAUGGGCUACGACCUGGCCCCAGUGUCGUACAUCAUUGUGGAGAUGCUCAUACCAGUCUGCUUGACCAUGUUCGCCGUACUAGUCUUCGGUGAUCCAGGGAGGCGUCCCAAGCGGACAAGAGGCCAUUCUGCGGUGGAGGAGCUCUGUGAAAAGAUCGUUGCUUACGCCUUCCGAAGGGAGAGUUACGAGAGCGUUAUGAAUCACGAUCUGUCAGCGAUAUCAGGACAGCAUGUCGCUAAUAUGGACCCCUCCCGGGUAUGCCAUACGUGCUGGAUCUGGAAAGGACUCCGGACCAAACACUGCCCGAUUUGUGACUGCUGUGUAGAUGACUUUGAUCAUCACUGCACAUGGCUGAACAACUGUGUUGGUGGUGGCAAUCAGCGGUUAUUCAUAGCCUUCUGUAUCGCAGAAUUCGUCAUACAGUUAUUCCACAUCAUCGUAGCAUGGCAAUGCCUAGGGAGAAUACCCGAGGCCAUGAAGACCGAUUACUCAGGUUGGUGGGGAUGGAUAAGCUUCGUCGUGGGUAGACAGCCACUGUUGCUGAUUGUGCUCAUAGUGGAGGUUUUGACCCUGCCUUGGGAGGCCUUCAUCAUCUUCUUCCAGUGUCGAGUUGUUGCUAUGAAUAUGUAUACCAACGAGAUGAUCAACUUCCACAGAUAUGGUCACUUUUGGCGAAUGAUGGCUACUGGCGGAAUGUCCAGUAUAGAUCCCGAAGAGGGACGCGGUAGAGUUCACAGAGAGUUCAGAAACCCAUUCGAUAAGGGAAUCAAGACCAACUGCUUAGACUUCUGGACCGGUCGCCGCGCGAAUAGGCGUCGUGUUGUUGCCAUGAGCGAUAGUGAAAAGGAAAAUCUGACCGAGCGCUGUGCCGCUGGGGAACGAGAGAUGGAUGAAUUCAAUGGCGACCGCCAUCACCAUUAAUCGAGUGACAAUAUCAAUGAGAUACCGCGGCAUGAUGGUUGCCCUCAGGGAUGCUAUUUCACAUCUCUAAUCACUGCUACUUUGUAUA